Molecule: messenger RNA, 4362 nt
Organism: Aspergillus tubingensis
Lineage: Eukaryota; Fungi; Ascomycota; Eurotiomycetes; Eurotiales; Aspergillaceae
Product: chromatin-binding protein RAD9
Exons: 2
Coding region: 1-4362 (1453 amino acids)
Biological process (GO): DNA damage checkpoint signaling; positive regulation of transcription by RNA polymerase II
Cellular component (GO): nucleus
Molecular function (GO): histone binding
Source: RefSeq, a predicted model, not a curated record
AUGGAGACGCAGGAGGAUAGCAUCGACAUCGCGAAGCUGCAACGCGUCGCGUUGGGGCUUGAAUCUGCACCUUCGCAGCUGCAAUUUAAUGGCCUGGGGACAGUUGCAAACUUCGACUGUCGCCCGGAAGCCCAUCAAAAGUCACCAUUUUCCUCACCCGCUCAAGAGAAGGCUCGAAAAUCCCCGACGCCGUUGUCGCCUUCACGGUCAUCCUCGCGAUCACAUAAUGCCACAACUUCGAUGAACACGAAUCCAGCAUCCAAACCCAACUCUACAACCCCUUCUACGGCCCUAGUGCCUCCGUCUACGAAAAUGCCUUCGGUCGAUGCCGUUCCUUCGGACACGCAGGUCGUCUCUCAGUCAGUUUACGAUGAAAUCAUCAGGAAGAACCAGGAGGCUGCGGACAACGCUCAGGAGAGCAAUUUGGGUGAUCAGGCAACGCUUAUGACCCUUCAUGAAGGCGAUAGCGGACAUCUUGAUUUGCUAUCUGGCUGUGAUCCCCUUCAUACUGAUGCUGUCAACGAGGACCUUGAGGAUCAGAGUAGCUCGAAGCUGGGAGAAUCUUCGCCCAUGCUGCAUCAGCCGAAUCUCUUUCCCGAGUCGCAGCGGUUUCUGACAAAGACUCCCAUGACAGCAGUGAAGCGUGCCCACUCUGAGGGCCUUGCCACUGUGUCUCCCACGGCUUCGCGGAAUCCCCUUGCGGCCGAUAUCGGGUCAAGUGGUGGGAUAUUGGCACUAAGCCAGGUAUUUAGGGCAACUCAGGCUCCAUCAUCACCUCUAGUGAACGGCCAACAAUCCGACCCUAUGUCAGAUCGACCGUCUCCGAAUAUUCCCAUUCAGAGCCACCCGGUUGUUACAACGCUCUCCUCACCUUACAAUAAUCUCGCCGCAACUUUUCCACGUGACACGUCCGCCCACAGAUGGAACUACAUCAGCAUGCAGGAAUCUCAAGCCAACCGGGAUAAGGCAUUGCAUGAAAGAAUGACACGUUCUGCAAACCAUGUGUACUCGGAUCAAAGCGACGGGGAAUUUGAUAAGGAGCCUAGUUUUGUUGAGCGAAUGAGGCGCCGGAAGAUGUUUGACAACGAGGCUGAUGCUCAGCUGGUGGAGCUCACAGCCCCUGCGAGGCCAUCCAGUCGGCGUGGUAAUCAAGCGGACAUGAUGCUAAAUCCCGUAUCUGAAGUGCCUGAAGGCCCAGAUCUGACUGAUGGGUCUUCUGGAGAAGUCGGGGAGGUGAGAGAGCAGGGGUCUACCGGGCUGCAGCAUGGGGCGCUCAGCGAAGAAGAAACGGAACAAGAGCAAGAGGAUGACUUGGAACAGCCCACGCCACGGCCUUACGAUCUCGAUGGUUCAGCCGAGGAAGAUAAAGAGAAUUGCCACGACCUUUCCACAACCAGUGCUGCUGCUGCGAGCGCGCAUGACCGCCUAUCGCAAGCUCUUGCCUUGCAUGAAAGUCCGUGUCCAACCAAUGGAGAAGCGGUAAACGCGCGAGAAAGGUCGCUUUCGCUAUCUGGCAGCUUUGUACAGGAUGAGCAGUUGCAUGAAUGCUACUCCUCACAGGUCUCGGUCAUUAAGGACUCUCAGCGCUCCGCUGGUCGGAGGGAUCCUGGUAAUGAUGACACAGAGGAGCAAUGGACUGCGCAGCGCAUACAUCAGUCAGGCUCUCAGGCUCAUAUGGGCCCUUUGUCUAAUGUAGACAGAGCAACUCCAUCGCCCACAAAGCAAGUUCGUAUACGUUCUUCUCCCCCUUCAGCGUCCCAGACCAGCCGGCGAUCGCUCGAGUUAGGCUGCGCUCACUCGGUGAGCAGGCCUGGAUCAGAGCUAGGCAGUCCAUCUCGCUCCCAGACUCCACGGCCCUCGUUGGCUCAAGAGCAUAACAUGGAGUCAAGCAAUUCAGCUGUGCAGGGGGGCGCGGAUACAGGCAACGAACCAUCUACGUUGGAUCGACCCGACAAGUCCUCAUCUAUGCCCUCGCGCGUCGCCGAGACUCCUGUUGCUCCUAGGGCUUUUGCAGAAAUCAUACCAAUGACAAGCAUUCCGGAAACCAGUCCCAGCCGCCUUGGUCACCAAAGGUGGCCAAACGAUCAUAAUACAACCGAUGCAGCCGAUCAAGAAGAUGACGACUUGCCGCCGGUGUACAUGGAUGCGCAUGAACGGGGGUCUCGUUCUCAACCGAUGGCUGCAGAUAGCUCGUCGCCUUUGAAACCUUCCUCGUUCCAUAACUCAAAAAUUCUGUCCAGCCCAAGCGGCAGACAGCGCAGGGCACUGACGGAAAUCGCAGCCGAUGCUUCACCACAGAUUGGGGCUGGCUCUUUCAACCUUGACAUUAAUAUCCUGUCCGUUGAAGACCGGGAGUUCCGGUCUGCGGUUGCAAUGUCUCCUAUUCAGCCAAGGAAGAAGCGCCGCGGUAACGGUGGGCAGAGCUUUUACGCUUCCGACCCAGUGUUCCCUGUUACACCUCGCGCGCCUACUCAUGUCUUACCUUCUCCAGAGAAGGAGAUGCCACCUAUCACUGAGGUGGAGCCAGAGAAGCCGUCUGAGCCGGCCACCAACCUAAUGCCAACCUAUCGGAGACGGUCCAGACCUGCUAGAAGAGCGGAGAGUAUAUGGGAUAUGGAUGAUUCUACUCAGUAUCACGUCUCUCGUAAAGAGAGGUCUCGGCUUCUAGGUCGCUCACAUCCGGUAAAACAGGUGCCUGCUGAGGUUGAAGAGCAUGCUCCCGUUCAAGAAGAACUGCCUGCCGUUCACGAGGAUCAGGCGGCCAGUUCAAUACCUGAGCCAUCCAGUGAACCAGUCGCACCCCAACCAACAGACAUAGCAACUGAAAAGGAUCCAGUUGUGGAAACACCGCCUCGAGUUCAACAACCAGCUCAGCCUUCAGUUAGCCAUGAGAACGUACCUAUCGCCGUCAACCAAGUCCUUGCCCCAUGGAGCGGGCCAAAGCGCGCGUAUUAUCCUGCAACGUGCUUUGGCAAGCCCUUUGGCACAUCACAGUCGCGGUAUCUGGUCAAAUUCGAAGAUAGCGCGCCGCUUGAGAUACCCACUGGCGCGGUGAAACGACUUGAGCUGCGUAUUGGUGAUGGUGUCAAGGUGGACAUGCGCGAUGUUCCCAAGGUGACACAUAUCAUCUCUGGGUUCGCCGACAAGCUCACUUUGAGUGAUAUCGAACAGGGAGCUGCGAACGGACUGAUUCCUAUGACUGACGUAUAUGGAUAUUCCUCCGUUAUCUUGACACCGAAGCAGCGCAAAAGUCUCCCCGGCUCAGGACUAGCAGUUACAGAGAACAGGAUCACUGUUCCUAUUUCCCGAAUCUACCUAGAUACUAUCCUUUGGAAUCAGUUGAAAGACCGGGCAUUCAGCUACGACUCCGGGCCUGCUGUUUCCGAAAGUGGGCCCCAAACGCCAGGUGAUAGACACUCCACGCCCAUGUCCCCUGGCGCUCGACUCUCGCGCAGCUUCCGCUUUUCCACUGGUCUAUUUGCCGGUAUGGUAUUUGCGGUGUCAUACGGAGACAACAAUGAGGCCAAAUCACGAAUUGCCAGAAUGAUUCUGGAGAACGACGGCCGGAUUCUAGAGGACGGGUUUAAUGAGUUGUUCGAACUCCCUCCCAGUGCACCAGUUGCUACACCUACCAAGUCUUCUGCUCCACUCCCUAGUACCCAAGACGGCCAUCUGCGGCUGACUAGUGGUGCCGCAGACGUGGGAUUUGCCUGUCUGAUAGCCGACAAACAUUCUCGUCGGUCAAAGUACAUGCAAGCCCUAGCACUCAAUCUCCCUUGCCUCUCUGACCGCUGGAUCGAGGACUGCGUUGCCCGAAGACAAAUCCUCGAUUGGGAAAUAUACCUCCUCCCAGCCGGGGAGUCCACCUACCUCAACGGCGCGACCAAGUCUCGUUUCCUAGCCCCGUACCCUGCCACAGAGGCUCGACUGUCUGAGACCAUCGCCGGCCGGCCCAAUCUUCUCAACGGACAAUCCGUGCUUCUUGUUACGGGACGCAGUGGUCGAGCAGACGAGGAGAAACGCAAGGCGUAUCUCUUCUUGACCUAUGCGUUGGGUGCUUCUCGCAUCGAGCGCGUGCCUGAUCUCAAGUCUGCGCGCGCGAUCCUGAGUGCAACGCAAACGGAUGGAGUCGAUGGCACUAGCUGGAACUGGAUCUAUGUCGAUGACGAUGAUCGAGCCUCCUCCGCUAAGGCCAUGGCACUGGGUAGUUCAUUGUCGACCGCCGGUUCGAGGAAGCGUAAGCGGUCGAAGCUGAUGGAAUCUUUUGACGGCAAUGAGCUGGGAGUGAACAGUAAUGUCAAGAUUGUCGGCAAUGAGUUUGUCUGUCAAAGCUUGAUAUUGGGGAGGUUGUUUGACCAGUAA